Didymodactylos carnosus is the source of this 946-nucleotide messenger RNA. The record is from the annotation of a GenBank genome assembly. Lineage: Eukaryota; Metazoa; Rotifera; Eurotatoria; Philodinida; Philodinidae.
AUGAACAGAAUAGGCUAUAGCGAUAUUUCGAGCUACCCAUUAUCGAUGGUAUUUAAUACACCACCUCAUAUUCCUGAUUCGAUCUCCUAUACUAGUCUCGUAUUCCCAACAUCUCAACCGAAUUCGUCCGUCCAGAACCAACAAGCGCCAGUAUUAUCAUCAUCCGAUAAUAUUCAACCAAUCGGUGACAUCUUAGGAAUACGUGCAUCUCAGUCUGCUUCAUACUCGCUUCAAUUCAACGCAUCAUUCUUAACUGAUCAAUUUUCAAUGCCUGUUGUCACUCAGUCUAAUGGACAUUUAUUAUUACCUUUAACAGUUACUCCGCCCUAUGGACAACCACAUAUUCAACAACCUGAUCAAUCUCAAAUUGAAAUAGUUGCUCAGCCAAGUGAGAUCUACCAUGGGCGCUACCUUCGUGACCACAAGAUAGCAUCAAGAUAUCUUCAUAGUAAUGUCAAGCCUUACGAUUAUCCGACAAUUAAAAUUCCCAUGAUCUAUUUGAAUUCUCAGUAUCAUGUUCGAGUUGGUCUAGUGACAGUACCAACUAAUAAGGUUCCAGUUCGCUGCGUUCAUCCGUAUCCGCUCAAGGUAGCAGAUUUGAACGUGUGGCGAGAUGAAAGUAAAAAUGCUCUUUAUUUUCCUAUUACAACAGACGAUAUUGUUAAUGAAGGAAUAAAGCGAUUUUCUGAAUUGAUGUUGGUAAAAUUACUUCAACAGGAAGAUUUAAAAGAAUAUCGUCGAUUUCGUUUGUUUGAUUCUAGUAAGUGUUUUCUUUGCAACAAUAACAAAACAACUAGUAAAAAUAUUACUUAAUCUAAGAUGAAGACGACAUUCAGCGUUGGACACCAAGAUUGAACAAAGACACUUCGUUACCUGAUCCGAAAGAGCUGGUUUCCAUCUAUGAUCUCACCAAAUCACAACUUGUAUUUAGUAUAGCUAAAAAAUU